GGUAAUGAGUGGGCCCCUUAACAUUAAACGUUUUUACAAAUAUGAGAGAUGUAAAUACCUACAAUAUUUUUCUUUCGUCGUUUUUUUCGUCCACGUUACGGCAUAUUUUUACAUUUAAAGCACAAGACUUGCAUAAAAUUUCAUACUAUCCGUUCUUCUGCUUUACCUUAAAAUUAUGAUGCUUGCUAAACUUCAUAAGAUUUAGUACGAAAUAAAAACAGAUUGAGGAAUCAGAAAAUUAAUUAAAACUGUUGUAUUUAUUUAUUCAAAACAGACUUGAUUUCAGAUUUCAUAAGUUACUGCAACGUAAUUUUAUGCAGCAAUUAAUAAGUGUAUUUUGUGAAAUGUUCAAUUUAAUAUUCCAGAUACCAACCAUCACCAAGCUCAUUUAAAUUAUGAACGUUUUAAUCAUAAUUUUGUUAAAUGAAAGCUUUAAUUUUUAAAUACCUACGAAACCCACGUCCAAUUAUUUGCAUCACUAAUUAUAAUUAAUUAUUUGAACUACCUACCGAUCGAAUACGAAGCGCGUACAAUUUUGUGGCAAUCUCAAAUUUCGUACCGGGAACCCCGAACCGCAGACGAAAACAGCGCCAAGCCGAGGACCUGCUCAAACCGAACGUCUGCAUACCAAUCGUCGGUUUUUUAUACGCGCGUCGGUGCACGCCCGCCUCUGUGUGAGUGGCUGUCUCAGUGUGCGCGCUCUCGCGCGCGGGACGGACCAUUGUUGUGUGCAGUAGACUCGCGACCGGCGAACAUGCUCGUCUGCUGUUACUAAACAACCUCAAAAACUGCCGGUAAACAAAAAUAAUGACCAGUGUACCACAUUACGUGCGCGAGUGCCAACAGUGUGUGAUAACCAAGUAGCGUGCGUGCAGUGAAGUGUUUUCAAACGUGUUUUGGAGUUUCGAAGCCAUGCUCGAUGUGUUUAGAUAUAACUCUGCAAGUCAAACGGAACGCCUCAACCUUAGAUUAAGUUCAACCUGACAAAAGUUAUCUGUGAUCUCAUAUUAGUUUUAAAAUAGACGUACAAUGGAUGAUAGGUAGUGCGAUGUGUUGAAAAUGCCUCAUGCGCACACGAGCUCGGCCGCGAGCUCUGGGGGGGACGACCUGGGCUCCACGGACGAGGUGAAGGUGUUCAAGGACGAGGGGGACGGCGAGGACGAGAAGCGCAGCUCCGAGAACUUGCUGGAGGAGAAGUCGAGUCUCAUCGACUGGACUGAGAGUGAGGAAAAGUCAGGAGAGCCUUACUCGGGCAAAUUAUCUGUGAAGUCGGAUCUUAGUCCUGUUUUUGGUAAAUUCGACCCGCACCCAGCGGCCGGCUUCAAUAUGGGAUACCUCAUGGCUCCUUACCCCUACCCCAACGGUGGGGCGCAUCCCCUGCCCGUCUCAAUGGCGGGCAAGAUGGGCCUACCAGCCGGUGGCAGUUUAUCCCUGUUCUGCCCAGGGGGUGACCUCGGGCAGCCUCCCCCAGCCCAUAUGGGUAUUCCCCCGCCUUACCAGCUAGACUCCAAACUUGCGGCUGGGCUGGCGCGGACUCCCAUGUACCCCUUCCCGGGGGGCACCUACCCCUACCCCAUGCUCAGUCCGGAAAUGUCACAAGUGGCGGCGUCGUGGCAUACCCCGAGCAUGUAUCCCAUAUCCUCGGCGGCCAGCAGUUUCCGAAGUCCGUACCCCACGUCGCUGCCGAUCUCCACUUCUAGUCUAUCGAGUGAACUGUACCGGUUUUCGCCAACGCUGGGUGGAGGCCUAGGCCUCGGUCUAGGCCCCGCGCUAGUGCCCCCGCCCCCCUCCAAGGCUGACCUCGAGUCCCACCACGCGCGGUAUGCGAGGUCACUAGAAAAGGGCAGCAGCAGCGCCAACGACAAACCCAACGAGGGUACAGUCAGCAACAACAGCAAAGAGCAGAACAAGAAGCCGCACAUAAAGAAGCCUCUCAAUGCCUUCAUGCUGUACAUGAAGGAGAUGAGGGCGAAGGUCGUGGCCGAAUGUACCUUGAAGGAAUCGGCGGCUAUUAAUCAGAUAUUGGGAAGACGGUGGCAUGCGCUGGGCCGCGAGGAGCAAGCAAAGUAUUACGAGUUGGCGCGACGCGAGCGCCAGCUGCACAUGCAGCUCUAUCCCGAUUGGUCGUCUAGGGCUAAUACGCAAAGGGGCAAGAAGAGGAAGCGAAAACAGGAGACAACCGAUGGAGGAAAUAAUUUGAAGAAGUGCCGAGCGAGGUACGGCCUCGAUCAACAGAAUCAGUGGUGCAAACCUUGCAGGCGGAAGAAGAAAUGCGUGCGCUACAUGGAAGCGCUGGCGGCCGCGUCCGGGACGAUGGGGGUGGGGGGCCCGCCCGCGACGCCGCAGUCGCCGUGCUCCGAUGAGGACGUGAAGCUCGAGGAGCUGUCGGACGCGUCGGACGACGACGGCGACGCCGACACGCCGCUGUCGGCGUCCAGCCCGGGCGGGCUGUCGGCGCUGUCGUCGCUGGCGUCGCCCGCGUCCGACCCGCCGCCGCCGCCGCGCCACCCCGUGGGCACCAACCCGCGCGACGCCAACAACCCGCUGUCCGUGGGCCAGCUCACCAGCCAGUCCUGGCCGCGCGCGGCGCAGGCGCGGCCCGGCCACGAGGUCAUCUCCGUCUCCUAGUGCCGGCCGCUCGGCGCCGCCUCCGCACGGGGUUCGCGGCGAGGCUGACUCAGUGUUUAGUGGACGGUGCUGCCAUCUCGAGGCGGGGACUGGCGCCCUCUAGCGGCCGCGCCCCGAGGCGAGUCGUGUCGGUUGUGAUAACUAAACAAGUAGGUACCCCGUAUACUGAUCCUUCGAUAAACUUUUACCGUUCGCGGAUACAUAUGACGUAAACGAAUACCGGCAUUUCGUGUGCUUUAUUUUCGAGAGGCCUAAUUGAAAAUUCAUCUUCUUUUACCAAAUGCUCGGUAUUCUUUUACGUCGGUCCGUAUAUGUAUAAAUGUACAAUUGACAUUUCAAAUUGACCUUGAGUUUAUGACUCUUAACAUUUAAUUAUAAUACCUCAUAUGUUGUCAUUUCUAUUUUUUCAUAAAUUUAAAGUCGCUUUGAUCUCAAUUUGAGCCCCAAUCGAGUCAUUUAGCAUCUUGUAUGACAGCACCCACAGAUUUAUUUUUCAAAUUUUUUCUUCCACACAAUUUUGGGGUUUUCAGUUGUCAUUGCUGAAUGUUAUUUCUACAGCAUGCAAGUUAUUUGUUAUUAUUUUAAAACCCUAAUAUUGUGUCUAUGAACUAGUCACAUGUCAAAUGUGCCAUUUACACCUGUUUUUAAUCGUUUUUGGAUUUGAAUUAUAAAAAUGUGGGAAUACUAAAGUACAUGGCAUAUGUUAAACAUCAAUAAUUUAAGUUUCCUUACAUUUUGAUCUGUUGACAUGUAAACUGACUGCAUUGUAACUGUGUGACUAUUUUUCAAAAUAAACUAGGUUGAUUUUAACGCCAUCUAUAUCGUCAUAGCCAAUAACACAAAUCUUUUUUAUAAUAAUCAUAAAAAUCUAGACCGUUUUUUAAGACUUAUGCAGCGGGAUUAAAUGUCACAGAUUGAAAACGCACACUUAUUACCAUAAAUUUUCAAUUCACUUGUUCCGUUCAUUGUACUUAUUAACAAUAUCCUUAAUUAUUAACUGAGAUUAAACAGUGAAAUAUAAAGUUAUGGUAAUAUUGCUAUGGAAAGUACUGCUAACUCUGUCACAUACAUUGCUCUCUUAUGGACAUUUCAUUUAAACAUCUUAUUAACGGAUUCAACUCAAUAUUUACUUCAUACGUCUAUCUUACAUAUAAUUUCGUGUAUUUUUCUAAUUAUGUUUCAACUAAUUACUUGAUAUAGUGAAAUUCAAAUAGAAAAAUACGCCUGGGAAAUGUCAGGAAUGAACGCAGGCGGGAGCCGCAAACCUUUUUUAGGUUGUUUAAGUUAUUUCGAGUUGAAUUUUUUAAUUAAGUUUUUUCCUUAAUGUUUCAUCGGACGGCCUGCACCGAUAAGGUUCCAUGUAACGUAGUUUAAUUAAGAUAUAGUUUUAAAAAGAAUAAUUUCCCUUUGUAGCAUGUUUUUGUAAAAAGUUAAAUGUAAGAUGACACAAAGGGAAAAGGAGUUUUUUUCCGUUGUGCGGAACAAGUUAGACUGUCGUAGGGUAGUUUAGGCACGUUGUAUGAGUGAAUUUGUAAAUCGGGAUUUGGACCGAGUGCUCUUUAAUAUAAGGUCGUAUUUUUAAUGGAGUUUGAUUUUUAAUUUGAAUGGAUUUUAUUUAUCCGAUAGGCUUUUGACUUUUCUCAAAGAUAUAUCAAGCAUGCGUUACAAUCAUGAAAUUCGAUUUUGCAUGCAUUUGUUUGUUUAAUUAAACAAGUCUUAUGAAAAUACGACUUUUUAUUUCCCUAAUGGUUUCACUUUUAUUACGAUGUGUUAAAGAGCAUUUAGGUACAAUUUAAACCACUGUAUAUGUGUAAGUACAUAUAUGAUGUAAAAAUAUAAAAUAUAGGUUUAAUAUAACUGUGUCAUAUUAGAAAUAAGUGUACUAUGCUACUUAUGUAUACAUUAUUACAAUAUAAAAAGUUUAAAGAAAAAUAUUAGCGGAAUACUGACUUGAAACAAAAAAAUGUAUAAUGAAAAAUUUAACAGGAUAAAUUGUAAUUUUCAUAUUAUAAUUUUUACAUUUCCUGGGAUUAUAAUAAAGAAACAGAGUGUAUAGGACUCGACUUUGUAAAUAAAUUUGUAAUUCAUGAAUAUUAGAUUUUUUUCGGUUAAAAAAAUAUUGCAUUUAUAUUAUUAUUAAAAUACCCUCGGAAUGUUCUCGGAUGGUUUGUUUUAUCCAACAGUUCUUUUUGUUAAUUACUUUUUAUUGUUAUUAUUAAGAUUUUUAACGUUGUUGACUGCAAAUCAAGCCAUAUUAAUGAAAAUCACUUGAUUUAACACGACUUUUAAAACUAUUAUGAGCCCCGUUGAUUAAAACAGUUGACUAUCGUGAUCAAUGAUUUUUAAUUUUGACCAAAUCUUGAUCAUUUUAAGCAUUUUUAAGGUUUUUGACCCGCUAGCUUUGCAUAGGAAAUAAAUGUGCAAUACUGAACAUGGGUACUGUAUAAAACUAAAUCUUAAAUAAGAUUUUUUUGUAAAUUUAUAUUUUAAGGUACUUUGAAUUUUACUAUUAUUGAAUUUAUUUUCGUUUCGCGCAAAAAUAUGAUUUGAUUUAUUUUGACGGUAUUAUAAUGAAAGUGCCAAAACCAUCUAGAACUGAAUUUUGCCAGGGAAAUAAAAUGGAUUAUAAUAAAUAUGUAAUUUACUCUUAAUGUCUGUGCCAAAUUGAUGAUGAAACUGAACCGAUACUUACAUAAUAAGGAUUGUUUGGAUAAAUGAGUCCUUGUACAAUAAUAUGUUACACAACGAAGGCCGCAUAAAUAUCUGACACGAUCUUAUUCAUAGAGCGAUAAGAGCGUGUCACAUAUUAUUGCGGCCUUCGAAGAGUAACAUAUUAUUGCAGGCAAUGGCAGCUAAUUUAUUUUAUAAAAUAAAUCAUUUAAGCACACGUUUAACGGUUUUUUGCAUGGAAUAAAUCGUAAAUGGACAAUCAAGGAAAAAAGUACAUAUGAGAUUUAUAUGUUCAGUUCAAUAUUUAAUGUAUUGUUGUUAAAAGAUCCUGAAAAAUCUUUUUUAUUAGUAAACAACGAAUUGGUUACACGGACUUUUUUUAUCCAAACCAUCUUUCAAGCCAACCUACAUCGAUGUACAUUUUAGUAUUGUAUGCGUUACGCCCCUAGCAAUGAAUAAAAACCAUUAAAAAAAGUUCAACCAUAAUUGUACAGUCAGCGUCAAUAGUAGCGGAUGAAACAACGCGCCAAAAGUAUCUGAUAUUCCGGAUAACUUUUCCAAAUAUAGAUAAAUGUCUAAAAUUUACAUUCAAAAGUAUAUCUAUUACCGUCUUAAUUAUUCUACAUAUAUAACCACCACAUUUUGUUAAGCUGUUUCAGAAUGGUAGAUACUUUUGAAACCUUGUUUGAUCCGCUACUUCUGAUGCUGACUGUACAACAUAAUAAAUAUAAUUUAAUUUUAAGAGUGACCAUACUCAAAUUAUAUGCCUCUCAAUCAAUAUCAUGAAGUUAUAGCUUUGCAUGCCAUUGACAAAGUGUGACAGUGUCAUAAUUAAUGUCAAAUUUCUAUAAAAUGUUGACUUUUAUAAUGACACUUUUUCACUUUGUUCUGUUCAAGUCGGAAGUUAGCUUAGACGGAAUCUAGUGAUCUACGGACUAGGUUUUUUUAAACUUUUAUUGGAAAUAAAAAAGCACUUGAAAUAUAAAAAAUGGACGCAUAUGUAAUAUUGUCUUCACUGUACUUUUGUACGUACAAACAGCCACAAUCUUAACUGUUCCUCCCUUUAACAAACCAUUAACCUAACUGUCCAUGCCUUUUAUAUAAUAAGGUCCACCGAUGGACAGUUAACAGUGUGGGCGAUGGUAUAUUACUGAGCAUUAUUUGCGCAAAAAAAUUAAUAAUUGCUAUUGAAAUAAUACUAAAAUCCGCAUCGAUGAACUGGUAACUCUGAUACCUCGGUUAUGUUGAUAGGUGUUAUAGAUUGUUUUUAUUGUUAAGCGGAUAUUGUAAAGAAGAAUACGCAAUAUUUUUUUGUAGAAAUUGUCAAAUUAGAAGCAAGGUUAGGUCUGGCCCGUGUCUUGUGUUCAGUUGAACGAAUAUUAUUUUAAUAAACAACGUAAAAAUUGUA
Cydia pomonella (codling moth) is the source of this 6706-nucleotide messenger RNA. It is a transcript of the gene pan, whose product is annotated as protein pangolin, isoforms A/H/I/S. Gene Ontology annotation, molecular function: DNA-binding transcription factor activity, RNA polymerase II-specific; RNA polymerase II cis-regulatory region sequence-specific DNA binding. Bases 1060 to 2628 code for a protein of 522 amino acids. Lineage: Eukaryota; Metazoa; Arthropoda; Insecta; Lepidoptera; Tortricidae. The record is from RefSeq and is a predicted model, not a curated record. Gene Ontology annotation, cellular component: beta-catenin-TCF complex. Gene Ontology annotation, biological process: regulation of transcription by RNA polymerase II; canonical Wnt signaling pathway. The transcript has 12 exons.